Molecule: messenger RNA, 3848 nt
Organism: Strongylocentrotus purpuratus (purple sea urchin)
Lineage: Eukaryota; Metazoa; Echinodermata; Echinoidea; Camarodonta; Strongylocentrotidae
Product: transient receptor potential cation channel subfamily A member 1 homolog
Exons: 24
Coding region: 8-3763 (1251 amino acids)
Biological process (GO): transmembrane transport; monoatomic ion transport
Cellular component (GO): membrane
Molecular function (GO): monoatomic ion channel activity; protein binding
Source: RefSeq, a predicted model, not a curated record
UGAAAACAUGAUGAUGCGGCGUCCGGACCGCUUUCGCACCCAAGUAAGCUGGAGCCGUCAUCAACGCUCCGAAUCGUCCCCGGAAUCGAGCGAUGAGGAGGAGGAGGAGGAGAGGGGUGCCCACUCGCCCUCUUUCACGGACGAUGACUCCGGUAGCGAGGGAGAGUUGGAAAGUCCGCAGCUGGAAUUCGAGCCCGAAUUGACCGGCGGCAUGGCGAAUUUUAGAAAUCUAGCUAGGAGAGCCCGUGGUAACUCACUGCUAAAGCUGGUGAACUCCAAGCAGCCCGACGUAGGGCAAGCCAAUAUCCUCCUCUCCGACUUAACCCCAGAGCAAAUCUCGAAGGAGAUCGCCACCAAGGAUGGGCGGGGCAACAGUGUCAUCCACUACGCUUGCAUGAAGACACUGGUACCAUGGGUAGAAAUGCUGAUACAACAUGGGGCAGAUCUUGAUGUUAGAGGAGCAGGAGGAAAGAGGCCCAUUCACUUUGCAGUCAGAGACAAAGUCAGGGUCGAAGGUCAAGCUCAGGAUAAAGCUAAGCUGGUCAAACUCUUGGUAGCCAAGAAUAUCAAGGUCAACAUGAAGGAUAAUCUAGGUCAAACACCAUUAUUGCUUGCCUGUAAGUUUGAGGGACAGAAGAUCAUGAUCAAAGCCCUCCUCUCACAUCCAGAUGUGAGAAUUGAUCAACCGUUGAGGUUUGGCAGAGUUAAUUCAACGCUUCUCACCAUUUUAUGCCACAACGGUCAGUUUGAGGCUGCCAUCCUGCUCCUGGAAAAUGGAGCUAACCCCCUUGCCGUAAACGCUGCGAAGAACACGCCUUUCUACAUCAUCCUGAAGAAGGGCAAUGUGAAGUAUGCUCUACGAUUCCUGUCAACUUGCCAGCGUAGAGGAUGCGACAUGCAGAAGAUAUUGUUAGCUCAGAACAUAUAUCAGAAGACUGUCCUACAUGAGGCCAUCAAGACUGGUAGCCAGAUGCUGAUCAGGUGCUGUAUGACAUGUGUUCGUCCAGUGGAUCAAAGUGAGGGUGGUCCCUCCAAUUACCUCCUCGAUUUCAAAUCGAGGUUCGGUUCCACCAUCAUGCAUACGGCAUGCAAGCACGGACAUCUCGACAUCGUCCACAUGCUACAUGAUCUCUGCCCGAGGCUCCUGGAUACAAGGAACGCCAAGGGGCUAACCCCCCUGCACUACGCCUGCAGGGGCAACUAUGCUGAAGUUGCUGAAGAGCUGUGUAUCAUGUUGCAAAGUCAUGACAUCGAUUUGAGGCUGAAUUUGGACGAUGAAAUUCAUGGAUCCCAAUCGUUGCUCAAGUUCACCGCUUCAACGGGAUCGAGCGAUUGCCUGGUCGUUCUUCUCAGACAUGCGAACCCAGAUUUGUCCAUCAUGGUGAAUCUUAUCAGAUGGAUCUCAGUUGAGAAAAACCUGUCCUUGGUCCUCCAGGAGUUGCUGAACAGCUUUGAUGACAUCAGUACCGGCUGUGAAUCCAUGGAGAUUGAGAAGAUCAUACUGCUCUGUGCAGCCAAGGGACAGACAGAGAGUCUGCUGGAGUUUGUUGGUUGGCACAGGCGUUAUGUCUUCCUGAAGGAUUCCCAGGAGAAUACCGUCAUGCACCUGAUAGCCCAGGGUGGUCAUUUCGACACUGCUAAAGCUCUACUGAAGAACCAGGAUGAUGUGGGCCUCUGUGAACAGAAUCAUUUGGGACAAACCCCUCUUCACCUUGCAAUCAAACGAGGCCAUAAACUGACUACCAAGCUCUUUCUCAAGACCAACAAGGUACUAGCUGGCAUGCAAGACAACAAAGGGAUGACCCCGUUGAUGUACGCCUGCAAAGUCGGGAAUAUUCUCAUCGUGGAGAUGCUUCUGGAGCAGAAUCAGGGGGAGAUCAGGUUCUUUGAGUGCGACCGCAAGGGCCGAAAUUGCCUGGACCACGCCAUCCGUAACGGGCACGAGAUGGUGGCAGUGACUCUGUUAUCCCAAGAGAACUGGCGCUCCCUCAUGGCCCACUCCACCGGUGAAGGGGCGAACAAGACCACGCCCAUGAGGAACCUCAUCACCACCAUGCCAGGCGUGUGCCAGUUCGUCCUAGACAAAUGCAUCACCAGAUUAACAGACACCGACAUCGAUGACACGACUUCUGUGAAUAUCAAAGUAGAUUAUGAGCUCCUGGAAGACUGGUUUUCAGAUUGGAUGCAAAUUCAAACUCAAACUCAAACUCAAACUCAAACUCAAACUCAAACUACAUCCAGUAGGGGAAACUAUGAUGAUACUGGUGACACGUUGCUGCGCACCAUCAGCACGUUAGGUGGUUCAGAUCACAACAUUGACGAGGAAUCGCAGAACUCCAAUUUCCAUGCCGAUGGAACACUGAAAGAGGACGCAAAGAUCUAUGUGACUGACCCAGUAUAUCGUUCUGAGAACCAUCCUCUCAGACUCAUGAUUCAGAAGGAUGAGAGUAAAAUGUUGCUGAAUCACCCUGUAGUCCGCUUGAUGAUCCGCUACAAGAACAAAUCGACUCGACUGAAAUAUUGGAUCAGCCUCUUCCUCCAUUUCACCCUCGUUGUCCUCGUCACCGGCCACAGCCUGGUCAUCCCUCCACCGUUCUAUGUCCAGACCAACCCUGAAGGCAACAACUACACCUGGUUGGCUGACGGAAAAAGCAAGUGGCAGGAGAACAUGAACCUUUUUGCUUUGGUCCUGUUUGGAAGAGUUGGGGCCUGGAUCAUCCUUGCGCUCACUGUGAUCUACUUCAUUGAAUUUGUCUAUCGUGUAGUGAUCUACAGACACACAACAUUAAACAACAUCCGCGGUGUGGGUAGCAUUUUGAGAGAAGUGGCGCUCGUGGUCUUCAUCACACUCUUCAUAGUGCCCGGCCUUGGUGACUUGACCUACGGCUAUGGGGUCAACCUAAAACCAGAUUGGCAAUGGCAGCUUGGUGCAUUCGCAGUGUUUCUGACAUGGUUCAACUUCAUCCUGUUCCUGCAGACUGUUCCAUUCUUUGGUCUCUAUAUCUUCAUGUUUCUUGAGGUGCUAUCUACUCUUCUGAACUUCAUCUUCGUUGUCGGCAUUUUCGCCAUCGCCUUCGCUGUGGUGUUCUGUAUUUUGCUUUUAAAUCAGGCACCCUUUCACACCGUGGCGAACUCCCUAGCAAAGAUCCUGGCCAUGGCCAGCGGAGAGCCCAACUUCGAUGCUGUCUUUCAUUCCCUCGACUACCUCUACCAACCCGUGGCUUCUGUGGACUUUACAAGCAUGGUCUUCUAUCCAGCCUCUACACACAUUAUCUUUUUUCUCUUCAUAUUCUUCAUGCCAAUACUCAUCAUGAAUCUCCUGACUGGUUUGGCUGUGUAUGACAUCGAAAUCAUUCAGAAAAAGGCGAUAAUGUGUAAACGUACACUUGAGGCUAAGGGGAUCUUGGAUGUCCAGGACAACUCUGUCCUCUUGAUCUGGAAGCGCAGUGUUCUGAGAGACCAGGUGAAAAGUAUCAGGACGGAAAUCUCACCCAUGCACAAGCUCUUCUACAAGGCCAUUGGGUACAAGGAGAUACACGAUCAGCUGGUGGCAUUUCUCGAAGAACUGGAGAAGACGGGGAGUGUGCAGUUCACCAAAACAACGGAGAUGAAGAUUGAAGACAUGGCCCAGCACAUCUGCGACAUGAGGAACAAGCUCAACAUGCUGUCUGAGAAUGCCAUCGACUCCAAGAUUGAGCAGCUUGAGACAAUGACCAUCAUGCAGGAGAUCAAACAGCAAAUGCAGGCUCUCCAAGACAGCUAGGUUUGGUAAGAUUGGAAAUGAAAAUGGGUUACUAGAUGCAUGAUUGUUAUAAGUGUAGCCCAAUUGUUUCUUCCAUAUUUGAAUG